Molecule: messenger RNA, 2045 nt
Organism: Varanus komodoensis (Komodo dragon)
Lineage: Eukaryota; Metazoa; Chordata; Lepidosauria; Squamata; Varanidae
Gene: SPNS1
Product: sphingolipid transporter 1 (putative)
Exons: 13
Coding region: 291-1853 (520 amino acids)
Biological process (GO): transmembrane transport
Cellular component (GO): membrane
Molecular function (GO): transmembrane transporter activity
Source: RefSeq, a predicted model, not a curated record
GCGCCUGUCCUGGUCACGCACUAGAGUUAGAGCUGGGGGCGGGGAGGGGGAUUUAAGGCUUGUGGGUAAUUACCGCCUUAGGAGGCGGUCAGCCUGAAGCUCUUCUUGGUGCGGGGUGGAAGUUUGUGGUCGACGAGGCGUGUUUUUCCCUUUGUAAGGUGUAGUUUAUAUUUGCUUACUUGACUGGAUCUACGCUUGAGGGGGCUUAGAAGGGGCUGAACCCACCCCUCUCCACACUCUUUGCCUCUCAUCUCUGAUCGUCCGGGUGGACCCACCUUGUUCCUGGCCAUAUGGCAUCACAUUGGCAACCCUCCAUUGAUACAGCCCCCAUUCUGGCCCAGGCUGAUGACACCGAGGAAGAGGAAAAGGAGGGCCUUCAGGCCGGGUGCAAAGGGGACGAAGAGGUACAGGUCCUCACUGGGGUUUCCUCUAACCAUGCUGUUCUCAUUGUGGUAGUCCUUUUCCUUGUCAACCUGCUGAACUACAUGGAUCGCUUCACUGUGGCUGGCGUUCUCCCUGACAUUGAGAAGUUUUUUGGGAUUGAUGACAGCAAAUCCGGACUCCUACAGACAGUUUUUAUUAGCAGUUACAUGGUAUUGGCACCAAUUUUUGGUUACCUGGGGGAUCGACAUAAUCGCAAAUACCUGAUGUGUGUUGGGAUCUUCUUCUGGUCAGUGGUGACUCUGGCAAGCAGCUACAUCCCCAAGGAGUGGUUCUCGUUGUUGCUGCUGACUCGAGGUCUGGUGGGUGUGGGAGAGGCCAGCUACUCAACCAUCGCCCCCACCAUUAUUGCAGAUCUGUUCGUAGGUGACCGGCGUUCCCGCAUGCUUAGCUUCUUCUACUUUGCCAUACCUGUGGGCAGUGGACUGGGAUACAUUGUGGGAUCAAAAGUGAAAGACUUGACCGGUGACUGGCAUUGGGCUUUGCGAGUGACUCCAGGCCUAGGGGCUCUUGUUUUGCUGUUGCUGGUAACUGUGGUGCGUGAGCCACCUCGGGGGGCUGUGGAGAGAUGCUCUGAUGUACCCUUGCAGAUUACUUCAUGGAGAGCUGACCUGCGGGCCUUGAGCCGCAACCGAAGUUUUGUGCUCUCAUCACUAGGCUUCACAGCUAUGGCCUUUGUAACAGGUGCCUUGGCUCUGUGGGCACCUGCGUUCCUCUACCGCUCGCGCCUGGCAGCUGGAAGCCUCCAGCCAUGCCCCCCAGGGAAAGUUUGCCGGGGUGAUCCUGAUAGCUUCAUCUUUGGCAUUAUCACUUGUGUGACUGGUGUGCUGGGUGUCACUGCCGGGGUGGAGAUUUCCCGGCGCUGGCAGCGCACCAACCCUCGCGCUGACCCCCUGGUGUGCGCAGGUGGGCUGCUUUUCUCUGCCCCCUUCCUGUUCCUGGCGGUGGUGUGCGCUCGGCAAAGCAUCGUUGCCACUUACGUGUUGAUUUUCAUUGGCGAGAUCUUCCUCUCCCUCAACUGGGCCAUAGUAGCUGACAUCGUUAUGUAUGUUGUCAUCCCUACUCGCCGUUCCACCGCUGAAGCUUUCCAAAUCCUGCUGUCGCAUCUCCUGGGUGAUGCUGGGAGCCCUUACCUCAUUGGUCUGAUCAGUGACCGAAUCCAGCGCGAUCGUUCCACGUCAUUCCUGUCACAGUUCCGAAGCCUUGAAUACGCACUAAUGGUCUGUGCUUUUGUGGCAGUGAUUGGUGGUGCCUUCUUUCUUGCCACGGCCUGCUUCAUCCAGGCAGACCGCAAGCGUGCCGAACAGUACAACCUAGGGCAGGUGCAGGAGUCACCCGAAGACGAAGACCGCAUUGUGGUUCCUCAGCGUGGGCGAUCGACAAAAGUCCCUGUCUCCAGCGUCCUGAUCUGAGGCUCACCCACACUCUGUCUCCUCUAAUCUGGGAAAGGAGAAUGGACUUCUGGGCGCUCUGCUCCAUUGCUACCGGAAGAUGAGGACUCUUGGAAUGGACUUAGGCAAAGGGCAGGGGGUCCUGUGAACGGCAGGGGGAAAUCACGAUUUGCUUGUAUUUGGGAUUUUUAUAAAACACUAACUUUAUUCAUC